ACACAUAACAUACUAUCAAUACAAUAUAAUAAUUUAAUGCAAUAAAUUUGUGGUAUUUUUUAAUUUAAACAGAAAAAAAAAAAACAAAAUGCAGGACCAAGCUCGGUACUGGUGGAAGCUGAUUUACAUCGCCGACGCCAAAGGUAUAAUUGCCGGUUUGGCUGCACAUUCUGGCCAAAUAUCUGUGGGAUUGUCCCAAGGAUUCAGUGCGAUAUUGGUACCAAAAUUAGUAAAAUCAAAUUUUGCGAGCAUCAAUGAAGCCUCGUGGGUUGCCUCAUUGGGGGUUAUAUCGAACCCAUUGGGUGCAUUUAUUGCUGGGAUAACUGCUGAGUGUAUUGGCAGAAGAACUGCAAUAGCAUUGGCAACAUUGCCUCAUGUUACCGGUUGGUUACUUAUUGCUUUUGCGCAUGACGUACCGACAUUAUAUGCCGGAAGAUUUAUUGGCGGUAUCGGUACCGGGAUGGCGAACGCUCUUUAUCUCUACGUCACUGAGGCCGCAGCACCGCAUCAAAGAGCCUGGUUAGCAUCAGCAGGACCAAUCCUCGUAUCAUUCGGUGUCUUAGGAAUCUAUGCACUGGGCGCCUUAACAACUUGGCACAGUAGCGCAGCAAUAAGUAUAAUUCCAGCGAUUAUUUCAUUAGCUCUUACAAGAGUAAUACCCGAAUCACCGGCAUGGUUAGUGCGUAAAAAUCGUCUUGAUGAAGCAAAGCAAGCCUUGAUUUGGCUCCGUGGUCCUGGAUUAGUUUGCGAGCACGAAUACAAAGAAUUGUGCACCUCGAAUGUCCAGCAACUGACAAUAAAGUCUGAAAAUUUAACUAAAGUGAUAAAAAACAUAUGGAGACCUUUUAUAAUAUUGUUUAUAUUCUUUGCAUUGCAGCAACUGUGCGGUAUCUACAUAAUACUUUUUUAUGCGGUUAAUUUUUUAAAAGACAUCGGAACGGAUAUCGAUGAAUAUGUAGCAAGUGUCGGAGUUGGUGUGAUUCGUCUCGCUGCAGCCAUUUUGGGCGCCGGGUUGGCCAACCAUUUCGGUAGGAAAAGUCUUGCCUGUACCAGCGCACUGGGAAUGGCGUUAUCGUCUGGUGGUAUUGCAGUUGCUAUUAAAUAUCACGUGGUACCAACAUGGAUACCGUUAUUGUGCAUUGCACUUCAUGUCGCAUUUUCAAUGAUUGGUUACUUAACUCUUCCCUGGGUCAUGACCUCAGAAUUGUAUCCCCUCAAGUAUCGCAGUACCGCUGGUGGUUUGACGACAGCCAUUGCCCAAAUUAUGACAUUUGCUGCUAUAAAAAGCUACCCGCAUGUAAAUACUACCAUUGGUGUCCAGCCGACUUUGUAUAUUUUCACAAUAGCUGCGUUACUUGGCGCACUAUUUGCUAGCACUAUUUUACCGGAAACCAAAGGGAAAAGUUUGGACGAAAUUGGCAAAGGGCUUUCAGCACCGAAAGUUAAGAAUAAUUGUAAUUUAAUUGUUAACGAUAGAUUUUCAAUGCUACCUGAUGAUAAAUAUGUUAUAUAUCCUAAUGAUAUUGUUGUUCCUAAAGAAUAUAAUAAUUUAGGAAUGGAUUUGAGUGAUGAAAAGGACGUUGUGUUGAGGUCUGAAGUUGGUAACAAUCAGGAAAAUUUUAGAGAUAGGGGUGUUUUGAAAAUUUCGACAUUAGAGCAUGGGUAUAUUUAAAUAUUUUAUGAAACUCAUGUUCGAAAAAUACGCCGCUAACCGACUUUAGACAUUUCAUGACGUUUUUCUUCAUGCAUUCGUUACAUUAACUAGUGUAUACUUUUAGUGACAUCGAGUACUAUUUCGUGUGUUGGCAAUACUCGAUUCACUCGGUGUAUAGAAUUCUAUUUCGUGAUUAUGCUGACGAUAAUGAUAUAAUAUUAAUUGAUAAGACUUUUAGUUAGGUUUGUUUUUUAGAAGGUAAUUUUUAUAAUUUUGAAUAGUGAGAGAUUGAUUAAUAAUUUGUGACGUAAACUAGUGAUCAAACAGCUCGAUUACCAUAUGUUUUGAAAAGGGGUUUUCUUGGCUUUGCUAAAGAUUCAGAGGUUUAUUUUAUGAAAUUGAGUAACGGAUGAAAAGAAUGAAAUGAUCGAUUAAUAUUCGACUGAAUGAUCUCAAUUUUUUAUAAAAUCUUAGUUGUGAUUAAUUUUUUUUAUUAUCGUCGUUAAUUGAAAUCGGUUAAAGUUCGAGGUAUUUUAUGCAUAUGAUAAUAAUCAAAAUAAUUCAAAUUUCAAAAAUCGGACUAUAAUCAAAAAUUGAUUUUUGAAAAUUUUCAAAAAAGGAAAUUAGAAAACCUGUAAAUUUUGUACAUCUAAAAAUGAACUAAUAUGAUAAAUGUUUUUUUUAUUCAGAAUUAAUUUUUUUAAUCCGUUUUGAGUUAAUAAUAAAUGUUCAAAAAUUAAUGCUGCUCAAAAAUAAUAAUUAACCUUGAAUUUUUUGUUUAAAACUUCUGCCGCGGCUAAAAUAUUAAAUUAACAGAAAAAUGUUUCAGAUAUAUUUUGCAGGAAAUUUAAUUCUCUAUAAAAAAGGUCCUUAUCAAAAUUCUCAAAUAUACACUAGUUAAAAAGUUACAUGCGUCCGAAAUUAUGCGCAUUUUACCUACCAAUACUUUUAGAUCAGUUCAUUAAUGCUUUAAGACUCUAUAGCUUUUAAAAUACUACACCUACAAUAAUUUUGCUCAGAACCUUUUUUGUAGAGGACAAAAUUUCCUACAAAUUACCUUAUACAAAUUUUUUCAUAAAAUUAAUACUUUAGCCGUGGCACGUAUUCAUGCGAAAUUUGAAACCUUGUAAUCUUUGGGCAAUUUAUCUAAGCUCCUUAUACAUAUAUUUAAGUAGGAAGUAUGUAUAUAUAAAAUAUAUAUAUAAUUUUUUUCUUGACUUAUUCACAUGAAAACUCCUACAUCCGAUACCUCUAAAUCAUUAAAAGAGCUCAUAUUUAAUAUUU
This is a messenger RNA of Microplitis demolitor, 2938 nucleotides long. Its product is annotated as facilitated trehalose transporter Tret1. Lineage: Eukaryota; Metazoa; Arthropoda; Insecta; Hymenoptera; Braconidae. Gene Ontology annotation, biological process: transmembrane transport. The record is from RefSeq and is a predicted model, not a curated record. The transcript has 3 exons. Gene Ontology annotation, molecular function: transmembrane transporter activity. Bases 89 to 1672 code for a protein of 527 amino acids. Gene Ontology annotation, cellular component: membrane.